UAGAUAGAAUCGAUGGACCUGUACUCGGUGCAAUGCGCAGAAGGAGUUUAGCCAUUGCUCAACCUAUCAAGUGACCACCUGCGCCACGCUUUACCUCGCUGUCUCAUAUCGAUAUCCUCCGCAAUGAGGCCCUAGGCUGAACAACCACCAGCCACGUUUGCUUCCAGGAUCGCCAUCACGCUUCGAUCUAAAACGACAAUAUACGUCGCUUCCCAUCGGUGUGUUCUGCAGCGUGAACCCCGAGGAGACCUAUCACUGAUAGUUGAGUCUUCUGUAUCACGUGACACUAAGCGCCUUAUCCACGGCUGCAGCACCACGAAUUACCCACCUCAUCCAAUCCUCUCCACGUAACUUAGAGUGCUCUAAAGGAACUACCGAUCACUAGCAACGCGUCAAUGGCGUCCUACCGAUAUGAACCGCUCCGGAGUGCGUUACAGGAGAUUCGACUUGUUCAUCUUCUACCCGGCAAGUUUGAGGACGACAUUAAAGUCCGAAUCGUCCAUUCGCCAUUUCUCCUCCCUGCUACACCUCCACCAAAGGCAAAGACCUUCCAGGCUGACUCUGUCCGGACCUUGCUCUCUUGGCCUUGGGAAGUAGAAGAAACUGAAAGCGGCGACUUCGUGAUAUUCAAUGUUGUCACUGGUGAGGCGCAUCCUCUUUUAACCGCUCAACCGUCUCUUGAAGAGAAUUCAGAAUAUCAAGCGCGAUACGAGGCCUUGUCAUACACCUGGGGAGAUGCUGCUGUCUCGGAGUUCUGUCAGGUUGAGGGCAACCAAGGCAGUGGUGAGCCUUCCGCAACAUUGGGGUUGCGUCCCAACCUAGCCUCCGCCCUCCGCUACUUGCGCUACUCAGAUGAGACGCGGGUCUUAUGGAUCGACGCCAUAUGCAUUAACCAGGAAGAUAUCGAAGAGCGGAAUGAACAGGUGAAGAGGAUGACGAACAUCUACACACUAGCCCAGCGGGUGAUAGCUUGGCUUGGUGAAGAGUCCAACAAUAGCAAACACGCACUCGCAACACUACAGCAUAUCGGGCGGCAACUCGAAGCAACCAAGAGCGGCCGGGUCAUUGCCGCACCCGACGCCACGGAGCCCCGCCUGUGGAGGAAUGACCACGCGCCGUCCUUCGAUCAGCAGACCUGGCAAGGGUUAAUCGAUUUCGUGGAACGCGCGUGGUUUUACAGGCUCUGGUGCUGGCAAGAGAUCAAGCUAGGUAACUGGGACGCGUUACUUCAAUGCGGCCGCGACAUGAUACCAUGGAAUAAGUUUUGGCUGGCGGUACUCUGUCUGCACAAUAAAGACAGGCUACCUUCGAUGCGGUUUCGUGAGCGGUGCCGGCAUAUCGUCUUCCUUAAAUACGACGAUGCGGGCCACUCAAUGAGCAAUAUCCUGGACGUCAGUCGAAGCAAGGGCUGUGCUAAUCCAAGAGACAAAAUCUACGGACUCCUGGGCAUCACACCAGCAUACUUCAGCUCCGGUAUCGUGGUUGACUACUUACGACCCGUCGAAGACGUGUACAAGGAGGCUUUUCUGACGCAUUUGAAUACAACAAAACGGUUGGAUCUACUAAAACAUUGUGCUCUAGCCGACCGCCAAAUUGGGGGACCUUCAUGGGUGCCGGACUGGUCUAAGACAGAUUUUGCAGCUCCCAUUCUGAGCGAGCAGCUUUCUUCUGGAAUCUCGCGGGCAUGGUUUACAUACGCGGAACCAGACGUACUCGAGGUUGUCGGAAAACAGUAUACCACGAUUAAGGCUGUCAGUGGGAUGGCUUCCAAGGUUGAGGAGGAGACGCUGCUGGCGGUCGGAGAUUGGUUUCAGCAUUUGCCAAACAAAGGCGAUUACAUCACAGGUGAGACUAUGGAAACCGCCUUUGCCCUGACACUUUGCAUGAACCGGACGAGAGAACGACACCCGUACAGCCAUUUCUUGAGCAUUCCGGAGUGGGUCGGUAUGCUCCGCAAGAUCCUGUGCCUGAAUGCCACCACUCAGGAUGACACGUUAUAUUCUGCAAGAGAGACCGCAAACACAAUCCAGAAGAUUCGCGGUCGCCGCUUCUUUACUACGGAGACUGGGCACAUUGGUACAGCUCCAGCUGGUGCGCAAAUUGGUAAACUAUGAGUCCCGCCAGCGGUCAACUAGGGUACUUUGACUGACUGUUACAAGGAGACUCAAUUUGCCUUAUUUUAGGGACUUAUGCCCCCAUUGUCUUGCGUCGGACUUCAUCUGGCCAAUUCCAUGUCGUGGGAGAAUGUUACGUGCAUGGCCUCAGUGACGCUGUUGGAAUCCUUGGGCCACUGCCAGACCAAUGGAAGACGAUCAUCAAAGGAGAUGCGUUGGGAAGACCAACACAAUGUUUUGUGGACCUCAAGGACUACGAAGAGACUUUGAAUGACCC
This is a messenger RNA of Paraphaeosphaeria sporulosa, 2391 nucleotides long. Its product is annotated as HET-domain-containing protein. NCBI's taxonomy places the organism in Eukaryota, Fungi, Ascomycota, Dothideomycetes, Pleosporales, Didymosphaeriaceae. Bases 396 to 2114 code for a protein of 572 amino acids. The transcript has a single exon. The record is from RefSeq and is a predicted model, not a curated record.